Rhagoletis zephyria (snowberry fruit fly) is the source of this 1553-nucleotide messenger RNA. Lineage: Eukaryota; Metazoa; Arthropoda; Insecta; Diptera; Tephritidae. The record is from RefSeq and is a predicted model, not a curated record.
UUCGAACACGUAUCUGCGUUCCUGAUUCUGUAUACGAGGAUUGUCUGCAAAUGUCCGACAACAUUCCCGGGCGCUUCUCCUGCAUUAACGCUAGAGACAAAUUUGAGUGCAUGACCUUAAUUGACAAGGAUGAAGCUGACAUUACCAACUUGGACGCUGAAGAUCUGUACCUCGGUGGCCGGCUAUACGACCUCGAGCCAUUUGCUAUGGAGGAAGUUAACGGAAACAUCUACCUUCAACGGUCUGCCGUCAUUGUGCCACGUCGUAGUCGCAUCAGCAGCAUCGCCGAGUUGAAGGGAAAACGUGCCUGUCUGGGGCCGUAUAACCAAAUUCACCGGUGGAAUGUGCCCAUUGGCAUACUGCUCGCCUCCGAGACCAUCGUCCCUGACUGUCGUGGAGAGCUACACACUGUGGAAAACUAUUUUGGCGACAGCUGUGCCGCCGGAAACUGGUCCACCGAUGCAGAGCUUGACGAGGAACUCAAGCGAUCGCACACUCGCCUGUGCUCCCUCUGCAAGGACUCCUCUUUUGCGCCCUGUUCGGAGAAUGACAUGUUCGCCGGCCCAGAUGGCUCGCUGAAGUGUCUCGUUGAGGGUGGUCGUGGUGAGGUAGCCUUCAGCACCAUUGAAAAUGCCGUCGAGUACUUCGCCCGCCGACCUGAGGAACGAGAGCACUACGAGCUGCUCUGUCUCGAUGGCAUGAGAAUGGCCAUUACCAGUCGAGGCUGUGACUGGGCGAAGCACCCCACCAACACCUUUGUCAUUCGAAAGAAUCGAGAGUUUUACCAGCCAUCAAUAGAGAAGCCACUUCAGGGCUGCACCCGACGGAACAUCACCUUCUGCCUGAGCCGUGAUGGUGAGCUGAACAAGUGCCAACAGCUGCAGAAGGCGGCCUUUGCCCGGCGCAUUCGUCCCUCCAUUCGGUGCUACCAUGCUGACACGCCCAGCACCUGUGUGCGCCUGCUGAAUGAGCGUCGCGCCGAUCUGAUGGUCCUCCCGCCGGACGCCUUCUACCAGGCGGCCCGCUACCAGUCGCUGCAGGCACUGGCCACCGAGCGCUCCAGUCGACCGAAGUACGGCGUGGCCGUGGUCAAGUCCAACUCGGACAUCACCGCCUUUGGCAUGCUCAAGGGACGGCGGUCCUGUCACACCGGCUUCGGACAGCUGGCCGGCUGGCUGGUGCCCAUUGGCGCCCUCCUUCAGGACCAGCUGGUGGAGCGGGGCAGCUGCAAUCGGGCCUCCGUCGUGGUGGACUACUUUGCGGGCAGCUGUGUGCCGGGGGCGGCGGAUGCUCGCAUCAACCCCAAUGGCACCGGCGUCGACCAGCUCUGUCAGCAGUGCAUCGGCGAUGAGCGAGGACGGCACAUGUGUGACCUGCAAAGUGGAGAAAGGUAUGCCGGGGAGGAAGGGGCACUGCGCUGUCUGGUGGAGGGCAGGGGAGACGUGGCUUUCCUCUCACAUGACACACUGCUCCGCUACACCGACGGACGGUCGCCCCUCAGCUGGGCCACCGAGCUGAAGUCCUCCGACUUUAGGCUGCUCUGCAGGACGCAG